AUGGCGUUACAGAUCGCCGCAAUGCUCAAUAUGGCGCUGUCCUACUGGAGGCUGCUCGUUCCUCUGGCCAUAACUACCCCGCUCCUGAUCUUGAUCUUGAUCCCCCUCUACUGCCAUUAUACAGAGGCGAGGGCAGCGCGUCUUCGUCGCAUCGUCCUCAGGCCCCUCAGCAGGAUCCUCCCCAAGCCGUCGUUUAUCUCACCGCGCCUUCUUGGCACUCCGACAUGGCCGUUGAAAGCCAAUCAUGAGACUUUCAGAGCUCUGGGGACUGAUAACUUCCUUACCGUCUCGCCUGGAGGGAACAUCUUCAAUACUGCCGAUGCAGGCGUCAUAUCACAGAUUCUGGCACAAGGUGUGGGGUUCCCAAAGGCAAUUCAGAUAUACAAGUCCAUUGCCAUAUUUGGACAAAAUGGUACGUACCACGCCUCUCAACCGCAUGAUAUCCUAGCAUCUUCUCUCAACGCUGAGAGAACGUCGUUCUUUGGCAUAUCCUGGUGUUUACUGUUUAUUAGCUCUCCGAUCCAUUAUUCCCUGCCACCAGUACUGACACCAAUAGUCGUCUCAUCUGAUGGACCAACCUCAAAAUACCACAGACGACUUACCGGUCCCGCCUUCAGUGAGAAGAACAACCGUCUCGUCUGGCAGGUGGCGUUAGAUCAAACCCAGACCAUGAUACAAACAUUUCGAGGACCAGGUGGAGAGUUUCAAACUACUCAGAAGAUUGUAAGCAGCAUCCUGCGAAUGAGCCUGGAAGUACUCGGCCGGACUACUCUUGGUCAAGUGGAAUGGACACCCGAAGUCUUUGAUGACAAUCCGAGCAGAGUGUCUCCACGCGUGGAAAAUACAACAGUCGGCUUUAUUAAAAACCUGGAGUUUUUCAUGGCCAACAUGGUUUCCAUCAUGAUAACAAAGUCAAGUCCGUGGUGGGUUCAAUAUUUCGCGCCCAUUCUUUUAUCCCCUGAAAAACUCGGGGCAUACGACCUCUUGCGCCAGCAUAUGGUAGAAAUCAUCAAGGCCAGGAAACAUGCAAUCCAGUCCGGGGUUGCAGGCACGUCGACUACAGAUUUGAUAUCACAACUUAUCAAAGGGCAUGAUGAUGAAAUUAAUGGAAACCCCCAGCCGUCUAGGCUCAGUGAUAGCGAGUUGAUAGGAAACCUUUUUGCUUUUAUCAUUGCUGGACAUGAAACCUCAGCAAACAGCAUUCACUUCACUUUGGUAUAUCUGGCAAUACACCCGGAUGUACAGCAACAAGUUCAGGAAGAGAUGGAGACCGUCUUUCAAGGUCGACCUACCUCGGAGUGGGAAUAUGGGAGCAGCUUUCCCAAGCUUUACAACGGGCUUGUUGGUGCGGUCUUGAAGGAGGUUCUUCGCCUCAACUCGCCGGUUCUCACCAUUCCAAAGGUGGUUUCCUCUACAGCUAAACCUCUCAUCAUUGAAGGCAAAAGUGUCAGGCUCGCUCCUGGGACAAUCAUUCGACUAUGCGUUCCCUCGGUUCAUCGCAAUCCCAAAUUCUGGCCCCAAGGUCCUCCUGCAGACUAUACAAGGCCUUUAAGCCCUUCAAUUAACGACCUCGACGAGUUCAAACCUGAGCGGUGGCUAAAGUACCAGGCAGGCAAGGGUAGUUCGCCAACUCGAAAUGAUCCAGAGCUCGGUACUGCCAACAACCAAAACAACUCGUCUCAUUUCACCCCAAUCCAAGGUUCAUACGUACCCUUUAGUGAUGGUUCAAGGGCGUGCCUUGGUCAGCGAUUCGCUCAAGUCGAGAUUAUGGCAGUGCUCGCCAGAAUAUUCAGCCAGUAUUCGGUUGAAUUGGCAGUUGACGAGUGGGCUGAAGAUGAGGGAGUACUUGGUAUGACUCUGGCAGAGAAGAGAGUAGUAUGGCACAAAGCCCAUGAAAAAGCAAAGUACACGCUCCAGAAUGAUUUGACCUGUAUCAUUACUGUUCAACUGAACGGCACGAGUAUCCCUUUACGAUUUGCAGAGAAGGGCCAGGAGCGAUUCUUCGACUUGUAA
Lachnellula hyalina is the source of this 2013-nucleotide messenger RNA. It is a transcript of the gene Cyp4x1, whose product is annotated as Cytochrome P450. NCBI's taxonomy places the organism in Eukaryota, Fungi, Ascomycota, Leotiomycetes, Helotiales, Lachnaceae. The coding region runs from base 1 to 2013 and encodes 670 amino acids. The transcript has 3 exons. The record is from RefSeq and is a predicted model, not a curated record. Gene Ontology annotation, molecular function: heme binding; iron ion binding; monooxygenase activity.